AUGGGGAAGCCAAAGCGCAUGAGUGAGGUGUUUGCAUCAUCGGCCGAGAAGGACGCCGAUACUAUUAUGGUGACUGCAACUCCGCCAUACUCAAGCGAGGGACCUACACUACCGAUCAUUGGGGCACCAGAUGACGCAUCGAAAGCCAACGAGGCCAAGGGGUCAGGCAAGAAGCGAAAAGCGCAAGAUAAAAUCAAUGGCACAGCUACGAAGAAACCGUCGCAACCACCAUCUCCACCUACAAUCCACCCAUCACUCUACGAACCAUGGACACGAUUACCCACCGAACUGCGCAAGCUCCUCGAGACACAAAAGCGUAUGCGGGCUACGCAGAAUAUCGUACCAGUCGUCUUCUCGAAGAACCAGAACGUCAAGUCCGGGAUCAACAGGCUGAAGACAUACCUGGGUGCCUACAGAGACCUUGCCUCUACGAUCGAGAUGCCGGAUGCACUAAAAGAGGAUGAUCUGAUCAUAGCUAUCUCAGCGCAAGGCGAGGGCACAACCAAACUAGUAGGCAUCGUGGACAUGGUCCGACGGAUUGUAGCGCCGAGUGGGACCGAGCAUGGCAGAAAUGCGAAGGAGGAAGCGUGGUGGAUGUAUACUAUGCUUACGAGCGUGGAGGUUGACCGAGAAAUGAAGACAUCAAGACCAAUGGAAAAGAGCAACACAGACACCGAGAAAACCCAGAAUACCCAGGAGAACGAGGAGGAGGCUUUUGAGUCUACGGACUUCGACGGGCAUGAUGCACAAGGACCAACGACCGGAAAAAACACUAUGCAGAAGAGGGUGAUCCCUGUGAUAACAGUCUGGAUGACGAAGAAGCGGAUACCCGUGUUUCAGAACGCCUUUGGGGAGCAGAUGUUUGCCGUGCAAUUACUACCCAAAGACUCUGACUGA
Alternaria atra is the source of this 897-nucleotide messenger RNA. RefSeq lists its product as uncharacterized. The transcript has a single exon. Lineage: Eukaryota; Fungi; Ascomycota; Dothideomycetes; Pleosporales; Pleosporaceae. The record is from RefSeq and is a predicted model, not a curated record. Bases 1 to 897 code for a protein of 298 amino acids.